This is a messenger RNA of Plasmodium knowlesi strain H, 2880 nucleotides long. Its product is annotated as clathrin adaptor domain-containing protein, putative. Lineage: Eukaryota; Apicomplexa; Aconoidasida; Haemosporida; Plasmodiidae. The record is from RefSeq and is a predicted model, not a curated record. Bases 1 to 2880 code for a protein of 959 amino acids. The transcript has 10 exons.
AUGACCAUAUGUAAGAGCAAGAAGAAAAACACGGGAUCGGAGGAUGAUAAGAUGCUUUACAAGACAUGCACGGAAUCCACCGAAUAUCUUCAUUUAUAUUUUAAGGAGUUGAAGGAACACCUGAUCACGCACAAAAAGUAUGAGGAGCUCUUUAACUUCUGCUACAACACACUGAGGAAUAUAAAGAACCCCGCCAUCUCGCGGACCACAGCUCUGAAGGUGGUCGGAAUAGCAUUCACUCUGAAUCCGAAGUGUGCAGACCUAACCGUGAGCAAAGACAUCAUCACAUAUGCAUACAAACUGCUUAAGCGAAAUGAAGAGGGGACGAACAAAAAAUACUUCACAUACUUUGGUCACAGCACAAACAUAGAAAAAGACAGCCUCGUCAGUGAAUCCAUAAAUUUGUUUAAGACAACGGAAAAGAUUAAAGCGAGACAACAAUUGAAGGAUCAUAACUUUAUUAAAAAUAUUUUUAGAAAGAUACAGAAGAAGAAGAUUUUUAUUGGACAGGGAUGCUCCGUGUCUUAUUCCCCGGUUCUUAAUGAUUUCACAAACGCAAAGAAGGAUCUGCUCGAUCUCCUCGAAACGGAGUUUGUAAGUCAUGGCAAGAUUGACCAGAUCUACUCUGACUACGUGAGGUGCCUUAAUGAGGUGAAGGAAAGGACCAUCGAAUUUUUAGAAAAUGGCGAAUAUGAAUCUUACUGCAAAUUUUUUAAUGAAAUGCAAGAGGAAGAUGAAAUAAACGUUCGCUACGAAUCCUACCUUCUGAGUUGUCCAGAAUUGUUCAAGGACAAGGAGCACAAGGAUUCCAACAGAGGGAUGACCCCCUCGCAGAGGGAACAGGCAAAAGGAACAGUGAGUGGACCAUUUUUAAAGAACCAAGUGGGUAUGGAGGAGGCAAAGAAAAAGACAAGCAGCAUGAGCAGGGGGGUGGAUAACCAUUCAGAGAUCAACAGCGAAAAAAAUAUCACCUCCCCGGUAGGAUCAAAUAACAAAAAAAAAAUUAAUGAGAAAAAUGAAUAUAAAUUAUUAUCGAAAAAUAUUACUAGUAGUCUGACCAAACUCGCUUCUUCCUUCGUGAGAAAUGCUCCAUCGGGGGUAGCAUGCAAUGGAGAGGUGGAGCCCAAUAUGAAUGAAGAAGUGGUGACACUUGCAAAGGGGGAGAUGAUGAACCAGAAGAAACCUCCUUGUGAUGGUGGCAGUGUGGAAGGAGGGACUGGAAACAAAUCAAUCCUGUUUUCUCCGAACAACAAGUCGUUGGAGAAUCAGCGUGAAAAGGGGCGAAGUAACAUGGGGAAGAGUGCUUCGGUGGAGAGGGAUAACAAGAACGAUAAGGAAAAUGGAAAAAAGAAAAUAAUAAACACAAGUAAGAAGAAGAAAAAGGAGCAGGGUGAUGAACAGAGUACAGAACCCCCCUUAUUCCCCGAUGAAAGAGAUAUUCCGGGGGAUGCACACGUAGACACAAAGAAGAAGCCCUCCUUCAACAAGACAGUCGCGUUUGAUCUUGUAGCAACGGAGAAGGAAUUACAAGAUCACAAAGGCACCGGAAAACACCAAGCGCCCCCGCGGAACGACCAUUUUAACGAAAAGGAGAUCGAAAUAAUAAACGAAUUCAACGCAUACCUAAAUGAGGGAAUGAGACAUCUGAAAACGCAACAAAGCCCCUACCAAAAAGAGUGUAAAGAAUUUAACAACUACGUACAUGAUGGAAAUAAUGCUCUUUGGGAUAGCCUCAUAAAGAAGAGCAAUUUUUACUCCAUUAAGGAAGAUUUUUUAAAUUACAAUAAAUUUUUGAAGGCAAAGGAAAAAGACGCAGAGGAGCAAACACUGGGAGAUCUCCUCGGAAUGAACAAAUACAUUGAUUUGAAAAAAAAAAAAAGUAAAAAUAAAAAUAAAAACAGAAAAAUGAAUCCAGAUGAACUGAACUGUAUCAUCAACAAAUUUACAAACAAUUUAUCUGAAAGUAGAUACUUGAAGAAUGAGCAGAAAAUUCCAUCACAAGAGGACGCGGGAGGAGGAAUGUCUUUUAACCCUAUUGGAAAUCCUCUAGGAAUUAAUAAAAACCACAGUGAUAAGAGAGAUUCCAUAAUUUCAUCACAAAGAAAUGAUUCAACACACAUCUCCUCCUGGAAUAAGUACUUCACGAAAAAUGAUAACAUAUCAUACGUACAGGACGCAGUAUUAAAAAAUGGGUCCCUGUUGUUAAGGGACGACAACCUCGAGAUAUCCCUCAGUCAGCACUACUACGGCAACAACGGGUUGAUAAAAAUUUACGUGAAGAAUAAGAAGAUGGUGAACUACUACGACAUGGAUAUUAGUAUAUCGAACAAAAUUCUGUUCCCUUUGAAAAUCAAGUUUCUGAACUACGAGAGGAUGCUCUGCGCGAAUGCGACCAACUGCUACGAAAUGGCCGUGAAGUGCGUACACAUGUACAAGGGCUUUCCCCUAAUUAAGAUUUCCUACCGCAUGCAAGACAUGUUCAGAAAAAGUAUCGAGUUGAGGCUUCCCAUCCCCAUCAACAAAUUUAUGAAAAACGUUAAAAUCACGAAAGAGGUUUUUGUGAAAUUCUGGAACAACGAAAAUUUUAAUAUAUAUAAAAAGGAGAAGAUGAUCCAUAAGGCCGACUCGGUGGACACAGAAGACAUCGUUUCCAUCUCCUGUUUGGGAAACGCCCUAAGUGUGUGCUACAUAGAAGAUGCAAUUUAUUUGAGCGGAUGCUAUGCGGACAAUGCAAGUGCACUGGAUAAUUAUUUCGUUCUCGUCGGAAUUGAGGUUCUGAAGAACAAACUGAAGAUCAUAUGUAAGUCGAAUAAUCCCACGUUAUCAUCGGCCAUACUUUUUUUAAUCAUACUCAUUCUUAAGAAACACAACCAGGUUUAG